This is a messenger RNA of Coregonus clupeaformis (lake whitefish), 2710 nucleotides long. Its product is annotated as MICAL-like protein 1. The coding region runs from base 440 to 2665 and encodes 741 amino acids. The record is from RefSeq and is a predicted model, not a curated record. The transcript is spliced from 7 exons. NCBI's taxonomy places the organism in Eukaryota, Metazoa, Chordata, Actinopteri, Salmoniformes, Salmonidae. Gene Ontology annotation, molecular function: protein binding.
GUGUGGUCAACUCUUCGGGAUAGUACAUUAUUUCGGAAAGCCACGAGCGCGAAACAAAGUAACACCUUUAUGAAAAUGUAACCCAAAAGGGAUUCGAACGAAAACAUACUUUAGUGAAGAGAUUUAUUGUUGUGGCAACAUUGUACAGCAAAUCAACCCGCGAAAGCGGACGUUGCUCGCUAUUUUUUACUUCAAGGAUCUACUUCGCUGAGAUUAGAGAAUUUGGGGGAACACAUUGGAAGCAAGUUACAAGUGAAGUCACACAGGUUUUAUCAGUAAAAAUAAUGUUGAACUUGUUUGACUUGGUCGACAAAUAUAGCCAACAAGCUAACGUAGCUAGUGGAUGUGCUACAUAGCAUUGAAGAUCCAGGAUCUGACAGGUUGAGGUUGAAGUGGUUGUUGACUUUAUCAAUUUAAAAUGGGAGGAUGAAAUUCUAUCAUGGGGUCAUUGAAAGCUUUACAGGAAUGGUGUCGCAUAAAAUGCGAAAAUUACCCCAAUGUGGAGAUAAGGAACAUGUCUUCUUCAUUCAGAGAUGGAUUGGCGUUUUGUGCCAUAAUCCACAAACACCGACCUGAUUUGAUAGACUUCAACUCCCUCUCCAAACAUAAUGUUUAUGAAAACAACCAUCUGGCAUUUGAGGUCGCACAGUCAAAGCUGGGCAUCCCUGCAUUGCUGAAUGCUAAGGACAUGGUGUCCACAGAGGUACCAGACCGGCUAAGCGUCAUCACUUACCUCUCCCAUUACUACCACUGCUUCAACAACAAGUCUCAUGCCAGUCCAGCCAGUUUGAAGACGCCAUGUGUCGCAGAGUGCUCCAGUCACUCCAAGACACAACCUGAUUUUCGUGGAGGUUUGGAGCCAUCUAAGUCAAGGACAGAGGAGCGAUCCAUCAGAGGCAGGCCAUGCAGCAUUUGUGCCUCCUGCACGAAGCAUGUCCACCUGGUGCAGAGACAUCUCACUGAGGGGAAACUCUACCACCGCAGCUGCUUCAGAUGCAGUGUGUGCAGCAGCACUCUCUUACCAGGGUCUUACAAAGAGGGGAGUGAAGUUGGCUCCUUGGUCUGCACCCACCACUUGACAGCCAGUCAAAAUGCCCGCUCCGACUACAGUAAACAAACUGGAUCAACAGAGAAUCUACACAAAUUAGAUGAGCAUGAGGUGACACUAUCUCAGGGUGGACUUACAGACAACCCCGAUCUCCCUCAUUUUAUUGGAAAAACAGACUCAGGUGAGACAGUUAUUUGUGGAAGAGGAGAGACAGAGACGGAGGGAGGUGAGAGAAAGACAAGGCAAGACACACUCAAGAAGCCAAGGCCACCCCGUCCUCCAAAGCCCAUUGUAGAAGAGGGAAUGCUUGAAGAAGCAGGGACACGGCCCAUUCAGACAAUAGAAACAAAGAGCCCAGAUCCCUGUGGAAGCCCUGGACGGCCAGUACCUGCACCCAGACGAGUGUUAGACUCCACCCCUCCUCGUCCUGCACCCAGAACCCGUCCACCUAAAGCCUCUGUCCAUCUCCCUCUCUCUGCAGGUUACCCAGUUGAUAGUAAGAUUUUACCCAAUCCUUCUCGCAGGUUUGGCCAACCCAGUGGGCCCCGUAAACCCAAAGACCCACCGUGGCUGGAGCUUGUCCAGCCAGGUCCCUGGCCCAAGCUGCCCCCUGCCCCGCCCCCUAGUAUGCCCAAGCCCCCACGCUCAGGCUCUAUACCCUCCCUCAGAGGGAGUUGGUACAGAGCGAGAGAACCCCCUCCCAACCCCUUUGGGGAGUUUGAGGAUGAGGAGGCUGAUGAUGAUUACACAGGGGAAGAGGGCACAAUGAGAGGUGCUGAAGGCCAAGCACAGCCCUCAAUGGUAACCAGCCAGACAUGGUGUGGUACCAGUCAGUUAGCUGAAGCAGCCAGCUCACAUUGCCAAGCUAAUUUAGAGGACACAUCCAGAGAAGUUGACAAGUCUAAUCUUGCUGGAGCAGAUGGCACAGUAAAUUUACCUGAAAUUGCUAAUGCACCAAAGGUAGACAGUUUAGCUGAAGCAGGAUGCUCACGUCCUGUAUCUAAUUUAGCGGAAGAAGCUGGUUCAAUUGGUAUAUCUGAGUCAGCUGAUGUUGGUGGGAUAGCUAACAUGGCUGAAGCAGCUGGCGCACUUGAUGUAUGUAAUUUAGCAGAUGUUGGAGUUGGAGAAUCAACCAACUUGUCCAAAGCAGCUAGUUCACUUGAUGUAUCUAAUCUAUCUGAAGUAGCCAGUUCACUUGGUGUAUCUGAUCUAGCUGGAGCUGGUGGGUUAGGAGGUUUAGUUGGAGCAGUUAGUGCACCGAACAUAUCUAAUUUAACUGAAGAAGCUAGUUCAUAUGGUGUUUCUGAAGCUUCUGCCGAUUCACUUAGUGUGUCUAAUUUAGCUGGAGCUGAUGGCAUAUGCAGUGUAACUGGAGCACCAAGUGCUCUUGGCAAAUCAGAUAUAGCCCAGAGCCUCUCUUUGCCCAAGAGUGUGUCUGUGCCAGCAAUCUCCACUAGUCUUAGUUCCGCCUGUACUCAAAGCCACCCCCCACCAACCUUGUCAACCAAUGGAGCAGCAGCCAGUCCCUCCCUGCUCAGACCCCCAUCGCUCCCUAGUGUGUCUGAAGUGAGUGACUGUGACCAGGUGCCCACCCCCUCUCACAGUAAGGUAAGGUAAAAUGCUGCUCUUUAGUAUCCACUGAUAUCUACAGUGGGGGAAAAA